GUCGGUGUUAGCUUUUAUACCAAAACCAAAUCAAUCCCAUUCCGCCCCUUCCAAAUUAUCAACUCAUCAGAGUCAAACAAACCAAAAAUUAAAAAACGACGCUUUGGAAUUCAAAUCAAAAUUCGCAAAAUCUAGCAGAUACUUAUCAAUCAGCGAUGGUGAUCGCCCAAUCCAACAUUAAUCCGGCGAUACAGUUUGCCGCUUCCACUUUUCGCCACCACCACCGCCUACAUUUCCCCCACCACCGAUUUCUCUUCCCACCCCCAGCUGCGUUCCGCCGCCUUACACUCGAAGUUGUGAGUGUCAGAGCUUUCUCCACCAACGAGACUCAAUCGGCUGAAACUGAGAAGCUUCCCAAUAAACCGCCUAUUUGCACGGCCGACGAGCUCCAUUACGUCACGGUCAACAACUCCGACUGGCGACUCGCUCUCUGGCGCUAUAAGCCCUCGCCACAGGCUCCAGCAAGAAAUCAUCCACUGAUGCUGUUAUCGGGUGUUGGAACAAAUGCCAUUGGAUAUGAUCUGGCUCCUGGGUCUUCAUUUGCCCGUUAUAUGUGUGGCCAAGGAUUUGAUACCUGGGUUCUAGAGGUCCGAGGGGCUGGGUUGAGCACUCGAGGAUCAGAUCGUAAAGACAUUGAGAAGUUGGCUCAUGAAAAAUCUGAGCAAAUGGAAGCUGCUGCAGAGAAUGCGACCAAUGGGGCUCUCUCUUCAGACACUCGGUCAUCCCUGGUCCAGGAUACCUCAGAAAAACCUGAGAUGGCUGUGGUCAAUGAAGAACCAGUUAGUGUUGAAACAGCAUGGGACGAAUCAAGACUGGUCACAGAAUUGACGGAAACUUUUACGCGCUUGUCAGAAAGACUUUCUGGCUUUCUUAGUGAAAGUCAGUCAAAGAUUAUGUCUGCCAAAUUGUUUGAUCAAAUAUCAGAACUCUUGGAGGAUUCCUUUAUAUUCGAACGCCUUAGUGAAGUAAGGGGAAAGCUUUUGAGUUUGCUGGAAGCAAGGCAAAGUUCUGGUGUAGCUGGCCAGAUUAGGGAUCUAAGUCAGAAACUAGUAGAUAUCAUCGAAGAAGGUCAACGCUCUGUUUCACCUCAAUUUUUUGAUAUGCAUGGGCGCCUAAUAACCACUGUGGAAGAUUUCCAGAAACAAUUGGACUUGAUUGUCAAAUAUGAUUGGGACUUUGAUCAUUAUUUGGAACAAGAUGUUCCUGCUGCGAUGGAAUAUAUAAGGGCCCAAAGCAAACCAAAGGAUGGCCGAUUAUUUGCAAUUGGUCACUCCAUGGGGGGUAUCCUGCUAUACGCCAUGCUAUCACGAUACAGUUCAGAAGGAAGAGAUCCUGGAUUAGCUGCUAUUGUUACAUUGGCCUCAUCACUUGACUACACAUCAUCGAGAUCAUCGCUCAAACUGCUUCUUCCCCUUGCUGAUCCUGCACAGGCUCUCAAUGUGCCUGUUGUUCCUUUAGGAGCAUUACUUUCUGCAGCUUAUCCUCUUUCUUCCCGCCCACCUUAUGUCUUGUCAUGGCUGAAUGACCUGAUAUCAGCUCAGGAUAUGAUGCAUCCUGAGCUGUUGAAGAAGCUUGUCCUAAAUAAUUUUUGUACUAUUCCUGCUAAACUAUUAUUGCAGCUCACAACUGCUUUCCGUGAGGGGGGUCUCCGGGAUAGAAGUGGUACAUUUUUCUACAAGGAUCAUCUUCAUAAAAGUAAUGUUCCUGUCUUGGCUCUUGCUGGAGACCGGGACUUGAUUUGCCCACCAGAAGCUGUAUAUGAGACCGUGAAGCUCGUUCCUGAACAUUUGGUCACAUAUAAAGUGUUUGGGGAACCCAAUGGUCCACAUUAUGCUCAUUAUGACUUGGUGGGAGGACGGCUGGCUGUGGAACAAAUAUACCCGUGUAUAAUCGAAUUUCUAAGCUGUCAUGACUUGGAUCAAAAAUCAUAGCGAUGACCCUGGAUGAAAAUAGUUAAGCAGCAAGCUUUGCAUUUCAUUGGCAUUAUUACCUCACCCUCGUUAAUAUUAUCGGUUAUUAUGGUGUGUGUUCUUAUGUCGAUGCCAUGGCUAGGUCCUGUGUGCUGGUCAGCUAUUCUAACGUCCUGCUUUAUUUUCAGAAAAAUACAAAAUAAUCUCAUGAUCGAUUAAAUGUGUUCCUUUUCUUGAUGUGGGGUGUGUGGCAUGUCAUCUCUUCGCAAGAGAACUUCAACCUUGAAAGCUCCGAAUUAAGUCAUACAUGAAAGGUUCCUUGUUAGCUUUCAUCUCAUAUCAUGCUUUUAAUUCUUUUCUGUAAGUUUCAUAUUCAGAUUUGAUUUCGUUUUCCUCUCCAAAAAUUGUGAACUAGAAGUAUCUGUAUUGACACAAUUUAUUGGGCGUUGAUUCUAGAACAUAGGGGUAGUGCCUGUUCAACCUAAUCUACAGCAAUCUCAUGGGUACUGCCCGGACUUUGUAGUUCUGUUGUUUUAUGUAAUCUACCAGCUUGUAUUUAAUGAAGAGAAUAUGUAACAUGAGUUUACAACUUGAAGGAAUAUACAUGUGAUGCAGAUUUUUAUGACAAGUUGAUAACGAUUUUAUGUUAUGAAACA
This is a messenger RNA of Sesamum indicum (sesame), 2566 nucleotides long. Lineage: Eukaryota; Viridiplantae; Streptophyta; Magnoliopsida; Lamiales; Pedaliaceae. The record is from RefSeq and is a predicted model, not a curated record.